AUGGCCAACGGAAUCGCAGACAUUGCUGAUUGGACCAGCGUACCUGAGUUCAGAGGCAGUAGACGGCAACAAUACUACUCGGUUUAUCAGGAAGGAUUUCUCAGAAACUCUCAACUGCCCAAUGUCUGGGAAACUCAAAAAUUGAGCUCAGAGUCUGAGUGGAGUUGUGACCACGAAGGGCCAUGCUGCACUUGCGAUUGCGACUGUCGGCCUAUAACGAAUACCAACCAGGCGCUGAGUGGACACAUUAACUUCCCUCAGGACAACCCCAAUCUUACUUACGGCACCUACCUGCAGGGGUAUAUGGCAGGUAACGAGCCACAAAGACACUCAGAUCCUCGAGGAAGAUUCCAAGUUCAAUCCAACCAUGUGCUGGGCACAGGCUUUCCUCCCAUAAGACAAAAUAUCUCAUCUGUAGAGGAUGUCAUCUACUACAACGCCAAGCAACAACGGCAUCUGAACGAUGCGCAGAGGAGGAUCCAAGAUUGGAUGCGAGUCAUGCCUGAUCUUGUUGGGAACAACGGAGUACCAGCGACGACUCAGGAGUCGAAGAAGUGCAGUUGUAGAGAUUGUAAGUACAGGAAGAAGGCGGCAAAAAAAGACGACAAGAAGAAGAAACAGAAACGAAAGGAGAAGGGAAAGAAAAAGGACAAGGAUAAAAAGAAGACGAAGCGUUGA
Molecule: messenger RNA, 678 nt
Organism: Fusarium sp. VM40
Lineage: Eukaryota; Fungi; Ascomycota; Sordariomycetes; Hypocreales; Nectriaceae
Source: the annotation of a GenBank genome assembly